Trichoderma citrinoviride is the source of this 892-nucleotide messenger RNA. Its product is annotated as tRNAHis guanylyltransferase. NCBI's taxonomy places the organism in Eukaryota, Fungi, Ascomycota, Sordariomycetes, Hypocreales, Hypocreaceae. The record is from RefSeq and is a predicted model, not a curated record. Bases 1 to 882 code for a protein of 293 amino acids. Gene Ontology annotation, biological process: tRNA modification. Gene Ontology annotation, molecular function: tRNA guanylyltransferase activity; magnesium ion binding. The transcript is spliced from 8 exons.
AUGGCAAAUUCAAAGUUUGAAUAUGUUCGAAACUUCGAGCAGCCGGACUCUCUCUUGCCCAACACGUGGAUUGUAGUUCGCAUAGAUGGAAGGGGAUUCACAAAGAUGUGUGCCAAGUAUGAGUUCGAAAAGCCAAACGACCGGAGAGCACUCGAUCUCAUGAAUGCAGCGGCCAAGGCGGUCGUGACUGAUCUGCCGGAAAUCACCAUUGCCUACGGAGUCAGCGACGAGUACAGCUUUGUCUUCCACAAGUCCUGUAAUCUCUUUGAGAGAAGAGAAAGUAAACUUGUCAGCACGGUUGUCUCUACAUUCACAGCAAACUACGUCUACCUCUGGCCGACAUACUUUCCUGACACACCCCUUUCUUUUCCUCUCCCAACGUUUGAUGGUCGAGCUGUGUGCUACCCGGCGGUGCAGAAUCUCCGGGAUUACAUGAGCUGGCGACAGGCUGACUGUCACAUCAACAAUCUCUACAACACAGCCUUUUGGAAGUUGAUACAGCUUGGAGGCCUCGACAACAAAGAGGCUGAGAAGACACUUGCGGGAACGUUGGCUGCGGAUAAGAAUGAAAUACUGUUCUCUCGAUUCAAGAUCAAUUAUAACAACGAGCCGGAAAUCUUCAGGAAGGGGAGUGUCAUAUUUAGAGAUUACGAAUUGGUCGAGCCCGGAAGUCACAACGUAGCGGCAGCAGCAGAUGCUCUCGCCGAGCCAGCAGCGCAGUCAAAGUCACAGGCUGAGAAGGACAAGAAGCGCAGAGCCAAGGCGAAGGUGGUGGUGGAGCACGUAGACAUCAUCAAGGAUGAGUUCUGGGAUAGACGGCCUUGGAUCUUGUCCGGCAAGCCAGGUCAGCCUGGCAAGGCGUCCAAAGAAAUACAAACUUGAACCGCUGUCU